AUGUGGUGGCCUUGGAGCAGUUCAGACAAGCCAACAGGGCCGUCUACCCAACAAAAUGAUAUUUCCACACCAUCAUCCCGGACGGAGAGGGCGAGGGAUGACCUAAAAGACGCCGCCGGCCUCAACCCUAACAAGCCAAGCGACAGAGAGAAACUCCCGCCAAAGCUACAGAAAAUUAUUGACAAGUCCGACAAAGAGGAUAACAUCUUUGACGAGCUCGUCGAGGGAUAUGCCCCUCCAUCCACCGAGUCCAACGUCCGCUAUGCCGCCUAUGCCGCCCGCUUUCGCACUAUCCUGCUCUCUGCCCACCGUUACGUCGCCUACACCUCCGACAUAGGCGAGUCAUUCCGCCCCGUUGCCCAUCCCUGGCUCGUGCGCGGAGCUUACGGCGUCUCAUGGGCCUAUAUCCUCGGCGACGUUAGCUACGAGGGCUACAAGGCGUACUGGCACAACCAGCGGGUGCUGAACCCGCAGGUGGAGCUCACGACGCGCCAGCAGCAGAUGUUGGGUAUUGAUCUGACCUCCACGGCUGGAUCCCCUGCGCCGGCUGCGCCGGGGACGGUGCCACCGCUGGAGGACUAUCGGACUGUGAUGUUGCAGCGGGGGAUUUUUCAGAGUAUUGCUAGUAUGGGCCUACCGGCCUUCACGAUCCACAGCGUUGUGCGGUACAGCGGCCGGGCGAUGAAGGAUGUGAAGAAUGCGAAGUUGAGGACAUGGGGCCCGAUCGGGUUGGGGCUUGCGGUCGUGCCGUUCCUGCCGACGAUUUUCGACAAGCCGGUUGAGAAUGCCGUCGAGUGGGUGUUCCACAAGGGAUUCGAGAGUUACGGCGGCCGUGAGGCGGUUGGGAAUGCGCCGCUUAUUGGGAGAGAGAAGCAGUUGAGCGAGAAGCCAAAGAAGAAAACGGACUAA
Messenger RNA from Chaetomium strumarium, 909 nucleotides. RefSeq names its product mitochondrial 18 KDa protein-domain-containing protein. Gene Ontology annotation, biological process: mitochondrial fission. The record is from RefSeq and is a predicted model, not a curated record. Bases 1 to 909 code for a protein of 302 amino acids. Gene Ontology annotation, cellular component: mitochondrion. The transcript has 2 exons. NCBI's taxonomy places the organism in Eukaryota, Fungi, Ascomycota, Sordariomycetes, Sordariales, Chaetomiaceae.